CGCGUAAAAAUAAUUUCUAAACAGUCGCAUAUUCUCUUUGUAGUGUCACUAGUGUGUGUUGUCGUUUCUGUUUUCCGAAAUAUUUCACUCUGCCCUUAUUUUAAACUGCUUUUUAUUUGUCAUUUGUGUAUUUGGUGUAAUCUGGAGUAAGAAUAUUUUCAAAAACAAUGUCUACUCGGCGGACGAGUGUAAAUAUCGCCAAACCAAAACUUGGAAAUCGUGAGCGACGGAGCCCAAAGCGAACCAAGACUCCUUCAAGCAACGAACUAAAAAACAGAUACAGUAAGUAUAAAGGAGUGUAGGGAACCAGCAUUGGGGAGAAGAUGUACUUAUGUUAAGAUCUACUUAAUCUUAUAGUUUAUUCUUCAAGUCUUCUCCGAGCUCGAGUGUAGUGUACAUUUAAUGAAACGGGCACGGCAUUUAAUUCUGUCUGUCUCUGAUUUUGAGACUGAAUUUAUGAAGUAAAUGCUUGUUACUAUUAAAUUCACCGAUACUUUGUUUGUAUUCCAAUAUUAAAGUGAUUAAAAUAUUCACUUGGUUUAAAUAUUCACUUAGUUUUAUAUAGAUGCUUGGGUAUUUAAAGCACUGGUCCAUGUAUUGAAAGGGUCAAAUAUACAUUUCUGCCAAAAUGGCGGCAAUUAGUGAUGGGCGAUACCGAGUACUCGGUAUUCGAUACCAGCGAUACCCAAUCUCGUACCCAGAGCAAUGCCUGUGCGCGGGCUAUGAAGGCAUUGGCUCUGGGGAAAUUGACAACCGGAACCCCUAAAUUUAGGGGUUCCGGUUCUUUGUCGGCAUACACGAUUGACAAACGUUAAACCAAUCACAGCACAGGAAAAAUUCAAUUUCCCCAGAGCCAAUGCCAUCCUAGCCCGUGCACAGGCAUUGCUCUGGUUAUGAGAUUGAGCAAUACCACAAACAGCGGUAUCGGUAUCGAUUACUGACGUGGUAUCGUUCAAUACUUACGACUUGUUUAAUUUCACUUCUUGGUACAAACAUAGUUAUGGUUGAAUAAGAGUGACUUCAUGAACCACUAAAAUAAGUCUUAAUCCUAAUGUGGUGUUCUAAGUCAUGUAUAGAAAAUAUUUAGUUACGUUUCAGGCUUUUAGUUUACAUAUAGCUUUAUUUAGGUUAUAUACAGUAAUGCAAAAUGUUUUCCUGCUGACCGGCAGGUAUCGAAAGUAGCCGAUACUAGCAAUUUAAGUACUCACUUCCGGUAUCGAAAAUUGAAAUUUUGUGUUCAUUUUGGUAUCGAAAUAGGUAUCGGCCGAUACCGAUCUUAAAAGUAUCGGUAUCGAAUUAAAAAAUAUGCUGGUAUCACCCAUCACUAGUGGCAAUAUGUGCUUUCUCCCAGCUCUGGCUAGAAAGUGAGAAUGACAAGAAAUGUGAAAAUUUUGUAGAAUUAACGUUGGUUACAAAUAGUGGCAACAUUGAAUUUAUUGUAUAAUCUGAAGUCAUAUAUGUUUGUGUCAACAAAUUAUUUUGCUAUUUUCAGCCACUGCAAACGGCCAAAUGGCAAUAACCCAUUAUGCUAUGAUCUAUCUAUCACAGGAAAAGUUGUAAAUCGCAAGCGUCAUGCUUUGAUACGCUGCAUCACAUGUCUUAUUAUCAUCUGUGUUGUGCACCAAUACAGCUUGAACUGUAUAACAGCUGUAGCUGAAAAAACAGUGUGCACAGUACUAUUUCAAUGUUGCCCAUGAAAGAGCACCUGGUUUGGCAGGUUUGUUAAAAACAACAUGCUUACCAGUUGUGCAUUGUGAAAAUGGUUUAAUUAACCUAUCACAAAUUGAUACAGUGUAUUUUGAGUUCUUCAUAUAUGUUUAUUAUAUAUUUUUUACCUCUUAAGAAUUCAGCCCAAAAGGAAAACGAAAAUUAGAUUUUCUAUUCAAAGGAAAGAAGGCAGGACCACUUGCUGGAAAAUUAUUUUAUCUUGAUCUCAAUGGUUUCCGUUAUUCAACUCAGUUGAAAAAAACAAUUGAACAGCUUGGUGGGGUAAGCAUUCAUUUAUAUGAGUAUUUUAUAUUAACAUGCCAAACACUGCAUGGUUUAAGGUGACUCCCUACAGUUUUAUAGUAACGUUUUAGCACACAACUGCACAUGCUUUUAAGGCCCAUUAUUUCCUCAGUUUGCAAGAUAUGAUCACGAAGAUCGCACACAACAACAACAUUGCGUAAAUACUAAAGAUUACGAAAAACAAAAAUAUCUUUCAAUAUUCUUGUUGCCAUAGCAACGAGGUAAUUUCAAAAAUAUCGUAUUUUUGCAUUCUUUCUUUGAUUUUUUAAAUUUCUUUCGGUGAAACGUUUUUAUUUUCUGCACUCAUGAAGCUAAUGUACAGUUACUUCAAAUAAGAGUUUUUUAAAAGAAUUGUAGGGGCCAAUUACUCCAGAAUAUAUGUUUGCGAUGUUACUCUGAGUGCAUAUCCACACCGGGCGAGCUUGAAAAAUAUGCCCGGCCACGGUGGGAUGGGAACAUAUUAUUCACCUGAGUACACAACACCAACACAGAAAAAAAUUCAUAUUACUAGAACACAUUGGUAUUGAAGGAACUAGAUACUGUUCCGAAAUAUCACUUACACGAACCGUCCUGACCGCGUAGCUCAGUUGGAAGAGCAUUGGGCUAGUAUUCCAAAGGUCGUAGGUUUGAAUCCCACCGUGGCCGGGCAUAUUUUUCAAGCUCGCCCGGUGUGGAUAUACACUCAGAGUAACAUCACAAACAUAUUAUUCACCUGAGUACACAACACCUACUCCAGAAUACUUCGAAAAACCGGGUUUUUAAAAUUGAAGAAAUCUGCUCCUACAAUUUUUUUAAACUUGCAUAUUUUAUGCAUUGUAUGAUUGCUGUACAGUGUACAAAGUUGUAAAAAAUUUUCACCGAAGUAAACACGAGAAAAAUACAGUUAUUUUUAGUGUAUGACGUCAGAAAAAUCAGGAUUUCAAUUUCCACACAUGGAAAUAAUAUUUUGUGUACUUUCUGUCUAUACAUGCGUGUGGAUUGACAUUCGUUUUCAUUUUGACUUCAAUAAUAUUUGUGAUUUGUUUGAGAUUAUUGAAAACCGCAGAAAAUACAGUAUAUCAGAAUAAGCAGCAGAAAAUACAGCCCUAAACUUUUUUAAAUUUGCAAUUGUUGAGUUGUUGUGAAAAUCAGAAUAAAAGCCCGUAAAACUAUUCAAACUAUUAAAAACUUUUCCGCUAAAUAUCUGUUUCAUGCAUGAAGGAUAUAAUAUAAAAUUUUAUAUAAAUAUAAAAAUAUAAUUUUAUAUAAAAUAAAACACUAGAUGAUUCAAGUUGAAUGCAAAGAACUAGUAAGUCUUGAUAUUAACUAUUACACAAAUAAAUAUUUCAGUGACAUAAUUAUUUCUAGUCCAGCACUCAAAAACUAUUUUGCCGGCUUGUGUAAAAAAGACCACAAAUUUUCCACGUGCAUGAUGCGAGAAUGAAGUCUACUAAAUCAACUUCAAAUUCUACUAAUAACUGUAUAGGGAGCCACUUUAAGUUAAACUAUGUUUACAAGUUAUAACUCGAUGACAUAUAAAUGGUUUUUUGUAAUAAACAGAAUAAAUGGCAAACUCUUGUUAUUUAUCUUAUGAAUAUGAUAUCCUUGCUGGUUACAUGAUGCAAACAACACCACUUCAACGCUACAAUGUUCAUUUGAUUUUCAGACAAUUGAAGAAUUCUUUAGAAAAGAAGUAACUUACCUAGUGACAAGUCGUGGAGACUGUGGAAAAUCACCAAGCAGCCAAUCUGCUCCCAGUCCAGGAACACCCAGUCCAAUACCUCAAACAAGAAGGUACAACAUAGGGAAUAAAAUACCCUUAAAUUUCUUAUUUCUUCCUGUAGGGUCAGCUGCUUAAGUAUCCUUUCAUCAUGUAAUGUUCCUUUCCAACGGUUCAUUUUCUACUCUAAGCACACAUAAUUCCCGUACUCUUCUUUCCUCUUAUUCAGUUAUUGUUUCAAAUGUUCAUUGUCCUGCUUUCAGUUUGGAUGCCUGAAGUCUUCCGUUAUGCUUCCCAUACUUGAAACUCCUAGAUAUUACAGAAAUUUACCAGCCUACGUAUUUCUUCACGUUUGCCAUCAAUUGUUUAUACUCACAGGAAGACCACAUAUUUCUGCCACUUAAACCAGGUCAUAUUUACAGUAUAAAGAGUACGUCGUGACAGACCAUUUCCUUUGUGAAGGUCCUGGAUUUCCCCAGCCCCCUUUUUGGUGCAAUAUACAGCAUAAUUUGUGAUUUUUUCCAGCAUAUUAAGAGUUCUGAAUCAAUAAAGCACAUGAGUAACUGCGCUCAAAUAAAAAAUUACACUCUAACUGCAUUAUGAAAUAUAUUCUUUAUCUAUAGUUGUCUGAAAUGAAUAUGAAUGAAAGUGUAGUUUUAUUAUGUAGAUUUAUUUUUUUUAUCUUAAGGUGGCUCCUCACUGUUAGCACAGUUUAAAAAACACGAUUUGUAUAGAUUAGACGUCAUCCUCGCGACCCGCGCGUGGAAUCUUCGUGGCUGGGUAAAGUAAACGUGCAAAAUCCACAAAGAAAACGCCUGUUUUUCAUUACAAUCCUAAAUUUUUCAGAAUUCGAACAGUAUGCAUGUUGAAACAACCUGUUCUAACCUAUCUUUCAGUUGUGUUCAGUAUUGUCUUUUAUCAUGCUCAAAUUUUCAACUUGUUGUGUCUUCAAAGCACUCUAGAACAGUUGAACUGUCACCGAAACUCAUGUAAAUCCUGUCGUUCAACUCAGUUCACAGGUAUUGAUUUAUCUGCUGAAUCUAAUAAAACUCUUACGAGUUGUUUUAUACGAAAAGUCAAACUUUGUAGUCAGUGAAUGUUUUCGAUUUUAACAAUAAAACCAACUGUAAGAAACGCUGGAUUAAUACAAUGCGUAAUAGUGUUUUUAUUGUUAGUAUUUCCAAUGUUGCUCAUGCAGCUCCGGAUAUCCUUGCACUAUUCACCUCUGGACAAAAUCAAAAUGGCUUCCCGUUUCGUUCUGGUUACAGACGAGCAAAUGUUUGUACAAAACGAAGCUGGGGUUUCGCCAAACACGAAGAAAGCCACAAAAUUUUGUUUAACAGUUUGUAGAGGUAUUCUUUAAAGCUAUUUCUAAUAAAUAAAAUUACUAAAGCGUAUUAAAAUACUGUUUUGUUUACAACUAUUAUGGGAACUGAAAUACAAAUUGUUUUAAAAAUGUUUUGUUUUUUUUGGUCAUUUUUAUUUUGUUGUAUAUGCUAAAACAAUUAUUGACCUCUGUUUCCGUGACUAAUUGUUAAUUACUCUUCUAUUUUCAUGUCAAACAAGUCAGAAAUAUCUAUUUUCGUAUAGAAAUUACUAAACAAACCAACUAUAAACCACACGCGUUUUGUUUUGUUCACGCAUAAUUUACACACAUGCGCAGAUAAAUCAUGUCCAAUUGAUAUUUUAUGACGUCCGCAACUUUAACUCGAUUUUAGGGCUGUUUUUCUCGGGUUUCCUUCGGGGCACUUUGCGGUAAGUAGUAAAAGUGCAAAAGAUAAAACGACAUGGUUGCAAUGGCAAAACUGACACUGUUCGUUCAUAUAUGGACAGCACAAAGCUUCUGAACGUUCCUGCAUGGUAAUUGUAAUAUUGCCCUGUCUUAAGUGCAUUCAAUAUAAAUUUGGUUGAAAGCGAAAGUUGUCCAAAAUACCUAAAAUUUUAGAGAACUGUAGGGAGCCACCUUAAGUUUAUAACUUAAAAUUUGAUGGAAAGAUAACUGUAGAGGGACACAAAUUCCCAUUUUACAACUGUUCUUGUAAUUUCAAAUCUUAGCUCAUCAAUAAAAAAUUAUGCAGCCGCAUCGCCAAUGAGCACAGAUUCUCCUCAAGGCCUAGAUAUUCAAAACCAAGUUCCCAACGGUACAAUGAGAGGGAAAUCAAUCGCACAAAGAUCUGCUGGGUUCAAGAAAGGAACUACUGAUAUCCUGACCAACGCCAGUACAUGGGGUGUAAAUAUUCUUCAUGUUGAUCAUGUGAUGAAGUGGAUCUCUCAGUUAAUGUUGAAAGCUCAACAACAGCAAGGUGCAGCAAAGCGGAAAACAACAUCACCUUCAAAACGUGUAUCUCAAACAAAACUUCCAAAAGUCGUGGCAUUGCAAGAGACAUACAUCAAAAUUGAAGAUCUAGGUUUCAAAUAUAGACCUCUUGUUCAUGAGUUUAAAGUUUGGCCAGAGAUUACAUUUGAUAGUUCAAAUGUUUGCCCCUUUGAUCCACCCAGACCACAGCCCAGACGAAGGUCUUCGGAGGACAGUAUUACCAAGAGAAAAAGUGGAGAGAGAACUGUCAAGUAAGUAGACGGCACUCGCUAAUGAAAAAAUAGUCGGUUUUUUAUAACAUUACUAUACUAUUGAAUAUCCUACAAAAAAUUUAACCCGCUUAGUGUUGGACUUUUCUGUCUUACACCGCAAGACAGUUGCGCUUCGUGGGGACUGUAUACUUUCAGAGCAAUACCAUCGGAAAUAGAACACACACACGUACUUUAAAACAUAUUUAUUUAAACUAUUCAAACGAUAAAAUACAUAACAAGACAAUCCUUCUGGGUUUUUCUCGUGCGUUCAGUCUGACAAUCUACUCUAUAUUAUUCAUGACAUAUGAUACAUUUCUUACGUCAAUCGACUAAAUCAACUAUUGUUUGUUGUCCUACGGCGUUAUCAAUAAUAUAGUAUUGCAAAUUAUUCUACACACUCCCCCCUUUGAGCCUGUAAGGGUCAAACAUGACUUGUGUUCUCCAACGUGCAUCCAAAGCUGCUGCUCUCCUACUGCGCACACGGCUUUCCACCUUUCCUUUCUGGUUAUCAUACCCAUCCACUUUAUUAUCCUUUCUUCCGUACUGCUUCCGUUCUCAUUUAACUCUACAGGAUACAAUUUCUGAACUGGUCUAUGAAGAUAUACUGGAUUUCCUUUAGUCAUCACUCUCACUUUCGCUCCUCGAACCACUUCAUCUUUAUUUACCGACAAUUAGACUGUCAAUCCUACCUAACGUCCGUGGUACUGCCAGAGUAGCUCUGAGCCCGCAAUGAUGAACUCGCUUAUGGCAUGCAGAUAUAAUCAACUUUGUUAGCCAAUGCUCCUUCGGGAGAAUAAUUGGUUCCCUAGUUGCUUCCUCUAAAUGUGAAUUAGAGAGCCUACCCUUGCAUUUCAAAAUUCCAUCUCUAUCAACCAAACUUAACUGUUUUACUAAAUGCUGGAAAUCUUUCUUAUUCCUCAAACUGACUUGAACAUCCUUGAUCAAUGCACUCUCUGCAUAUCUUAUCUCCUCUACUGUCAAAUUACCUAAAUAAAUUUCCCUAUCUUGUGAUUUCGCCUUUACAUUCUGCUACCCUUAUGUUACCCUUAUUAAGCUUACUAUAUGCCUUAACAUCAGUUACAUUCCCUAAGCUGGCUGAUUCACUAUCAACCUGCGCUGUCAUUGUGACCGACUUCUUAACUUCCUUCAAACUAUCUUCUGUUUCUAUAAUCUCUGUAGCAACAGGCCAGUCCACUUGAGGACCUAACAACCAAUUGGGACCCUUCACCAAAGUACACUCUCCUUCAAUCUGGAUGGGGAUACCCCUCGUGAUCCUAGGUCUGCGGGGAUUUCUAGGCCAGGGCAAUGUCCCCACUCUUCCUUUUUACUCAGUCUUAAAAUUUCGUUAACCCUAUGUCUGACGAACUGUUUCCACUCGCCCUGGUUAUUGAUCCAGCACAGUGCUGUCUUGCUGUCAAGCCAAUAGUAGGUGUUGCUUAUCUCGACAUCAACUGAAAGUGCUGAUCUAACUGUAUCCAUCAACCUAGCUAGAAUUAAUCCAGACAUCAGUUCUAAACUAGGAAUAGUUUGUGCUUUAAUUGGUGCUACCCUAGUCUUUGAAGUAAGGAGUUCAACAUGAUAAUUACCACUUAACUCACAGACAUAAUACACAACUGCACAAUAGGCUUUCAAACUAGCACCACCGAACCCAUGUAAUGAACAUUUGGGUUUUCCAAUUAGAUUUUGCGUACGUUGACCUACAACUUCAAGAUCAUGAACCCAACCUAACCAUUGCUUCAAAUAUUUUCCUUUUAGUUCAGAAUCCCAAUCUACUUUGUCCAAACACAGUGCUUGAAACAACAUCUUAAUCCUUACUACCAUUGGGCUAAGCAUUCCCAAUGGAUCAAACAACCCAGCUAAUAUUCUAAGAAUAUUGCGUUUGGUAACAGGUUGCGAUUUUGCUUUCUCAACUAAACCCUGAAACAAAAACUGAAACUCGUCAGUUGUACAAUUCCAAGCUAACCCAAGGACUUUCUCUGAUGUAUCAUUUUUGCCUGUCAUGCAAAGGAAUGACUUAGCAAAUGUUUCUUCACAUGCCAAGUUUCAUCUAUCAGGCUUGAUUUCUUCCUUUGAUUGGAUUUUCUCUAAUACAAGUUUACUAUUACUGAGCCAUUUCCUAAGCUUGAAACCCCCAGAAGCUAAAUUGUUACUAGAAGCUUCAUAUAAUGAUAAUGCAUGCUCAGGGGUUUGUUCUCCAGUUACCAGGUCAUCAACAUAAAAGCUGUCCUUCAACUUUCGAGUCAAUUCCGGAUUACCCUUCGAAAAGCGGUCAAGAUGGUGUUGAAGUGUGGCAUUCAGCAAAAAUGGUGAACAGUUCACACCAAAAACAACUCUACAAAAUCUAUACUCUACUGGCUUCACCUCAUCUUCAUGUAUGUUGCCCACUCAAAGAAACCUCAAACAAUCUCUGUCACACGGAUCAGUUUCAAUAUUUAAAAAGCUUUCUCUAUAUCUGCUACAAGGCAAGCGCUAUUUGCUUUUCUCUAAAACGCAGUGUAAUGUGAUACAACAACGAGGAUAGAGGUGGCCCAACAUGCAAGCAGUCAUUUAAAGAUACACCCUUCUUAGUCUCUUUACUCGAUGCAUCAUACACAACCCUGACCUUAGUGGUCUUUGCAACUUUACGGACCACAUCAUGAUGUUGUAGAUAAUGGACCUUAUCAGCUCUUUCUAACUCUACAACUGGUUCUAUAAUACCUAGCUCUAAUUGUUGUUUAAUUACUCUGUCAUACUCUUGUAAAACUUCUGGCUCCUUCUUUAAUCUUAAAAGCUGUCCCUUUAAUCUCUGCACACUACAGCUAUAUAUAGUUGGCAAUAAGGCCAAAUAAAAAAAAUACUUGGUUAGCUUCACACUCUCACAAAUUUUCAGAAGCGGGCGGGCGCUUUUUUUUUAAUUAUUACUCUUUCAAUUUUUUAAUAGUAUUUUUGGGGAUAUGGGGGCGGUUUUCCCACCAUAUCGGUGAACUUUUUGUACUGAUGUUGCGAAGGCCGCCAUUUUGCUAUAAGAACCUUGUAUACCCAAGCCCACGCGCUCCUAUCGAUCAGUAUAUAGCGCAAAGGUCUGAGCAUGAGAGGCGGGCGGUGACGCUAACCAAGUUUGUUUUUUUAUUUGGCCUAAACUAUGCCCUUCCUUCCAAGGUAAACGUACACUAUAUCGUUGGCCAUUGAAAUGUAUCGAAUCAUUUAAUAACUCACUAGCUUCCUCUUCAUGCUUUAUACCUAGCGUUUCAUAAUCCCAUAAUUUUUCUUCAACACAUGCUUCAAGGGACCUAUUCUUUGAUGAAGUGACAUGCCCAAUAAGAUUUACAACCUGUGCACACAAUGUAGGACCAUCAUCUUCAGAGCUACUCUUCAGUGGACCUGAAAACACCCAUCCUAAUUUGGUUUGUACCGCAACAGGUUCAUCACUCUUGCCCCUAACCGUACGCCCUUCUUGAAAUAACCACAAAUAAUCUGCGCCAAUUAGUAACUCUAUUUCUAACACAUUCUUGGUCUUAGAAACACCGGAAAUCCAUAACCCUUGCAAAUGUGGGUAAUCUUUCUUCCUUGUCUCUACAUGCUCAUUCCUAAUCUGUGAAAUGCUGUCUACUCCAUAAACAUCAAUGUUAACACUCUCUCCCCCUGUACUGGGGCUACACUCAAUUCAAACACUUCUCUCAACUUCCCUUCAACUUUCUCCUGUCCGAACAUUCUAAUUUCCACCCAUUCCUUCCUCUUUACUGGCACGACGUCAGCGGUUAUAGACCCAUUAGCGGUUAUAGACCCGUCAGCGGUUAUAGAGCAUGGCUCUCACAAAUAGAACUAUGAUGUCGUUUACUGCAUGCACUACAUUUACUCGUAUUUAAACAAUUACUACUAAUAUGUCCUCUUUUUAAACAUAUAAAUCACCGUCCGUACUUACGAAGUAUCUGUUUACGCUUACCAGCAUCCUGAAUUUUCUUACAAUCUUGUGAUAAAUGUUCUUGUAAACAAUGUACGCAUCUUGGCUUCCCUUCCCUGGUGGUAUGAUUCACAAGAGCAGCCGCCGAUCCAUCUAGAAACUGUGGUUUCCUUCGUUCUUGUUUUGACGUGUUCGUCGUAGAUGAUUCGUGUGCUUCGCGUAAUUCAAUUUCAUCUAGAAGUGCUUUUAAAAUAUCCUUCAUCGUCCAAUUCAGAAAAUCUGAUCCACUUGACCCACGAGUUAUCGUCAAACGAAGGGAUUCCGGCAGCUUGUCGAGUAUUUCCGGAACAACAAUCGUAGUAUACGAACUUUCAUCCACUCCCAGGGUUUUCAGACCUCGACAGUUUGUCUCACAGGAAUGGUACAAUUCCCGUAGUCGACGUAUAUCUCGCUCGUUAUAUACUGGCUUUAUGUUCAUCAACGCUUGAAUAUGGGCUCUCUGUACUGCCGUUUUCUUUCCAUAUCGUGUCUUUAGGAGUUCUAAUGCUUCUUUAUAGUUCGUUGCUGUUAAUGUGAACCCUGCGAUAGUUGUCUGCGCGGGCCCAACCAGUAGACCUUUCAAAUAUGCGAAUCUAUCUACCUCUGAUAGAGCGCCAUUCUGAUUCACAGAGCUAUCAAAAGAGUCCCCAAAUUCUUGCCACUCUUGAAUUUUCCCAUUAAAUCUUUUGACCUCUAACUUUGGGAGCUUUGCGCGAACAAUCUGUUUGGGUGUAGCGUUUAUACUCAGAUUCGAUGGUGUAAUUUGUCCUUGUGGUGGUGACGGCAAGGCUUCGAACAAUGCGUCAUUUACGUCGAGAAUUAUCUUUUGUAAUUCAGCUCGCGUAUCAUUUGUCUCCUGAAUUCCCUUUUCCAGCUGUUGUUCUGCGUAUUCGGCUUCACUAUUAUUUAGUACCUCGACAAUCUCUUUGUCUAAAAGUUUCAAGGCUUCGAGUUUCGCGCUCAGCGUGUCUCUCAGCUGUUUGAGCACAUUCUUCUCUGUCUGAGGCGUUUCACUCGCAUUCGCUAAACAUUCUUUUAUCUUCGUUCGUAUCUUCGUUGCUGAACCUCUGUGCGCUGCGCGUGUUCUUCUUUCCUUUGUCAGCUCGUCCAACGGCAUUGUCGUAUCUGUGUCGAUUCUUUCUUUCGUAAUCUAUCCGGUUCGAAGGACCAAGUGUUGCACUUUUCUGUCUUACACCGCAAGACAGUUGCGCUUCGUGGGGACUGUAUACUUUCAGAACAAUACCAUCGGAAAUAGAACACACACACGUACUUUAAAACAUAUUUAUUUAAACUAUUCAAACGAUAAAAUACAUAACAUGACAAUCCUUCUGGGUUUUCCUCGUGCGCUCAGUCUGACAAUCUACUCGAAGUAUAUUAUUCAUGACAUAUGAUACAUUUCUUACGUCAAUCGACUAAAUCAACUAUUGUUUGUUGUCCUACGGCGUUAUCAAUAAUAUAGUGUUACAAAUUAUUCUACACUUAGCUUAACAAAAUGACUGGAAAAUGACUGGAAAAUGACUAUUGAAGGAGAUGUCUUCGCUUCCACUUCGUGCUUUUUAUUGUACAAAUAUGUAUCAAGCAUAUAGUAUUACAAGUCAGUUCAAAACGACAUCCUUCGUUUAAUUCUUCAAAUGUUCUGUUUUCUAUAGGAAACCUCCAAUACAUGAGCGCCCUAAACAUGGGUAUUGUGAAUGUUGUGAAGUUCGCUAUGCCGAUUUAGAUACAGUAAGUAUUUAGAAAUGAAACUCUGAUGUACAAUAGUACUUGUUUUUCAGUUGUACUUUGAUGUCCUUAACAAAUUAAAUGUCUUCUUACUCUAUUAUGAUAAUGUGCAACUAUAUACAGUUUUGUGAUUGCAAUAUUUAUUAUAACCCUACACAUGAAAACAAAUACAACUAAAUUUUAAAAAGUGGGUGUAUGUAUGUACAUAAUGGGGAAAAUUGGGAUAAUUGAAUUUUCUAAAAAAAUUUUUUAGCAUUUGAGGGGUAAACACCACAAACAAUUUGCAAGGAAAGAUUCGAAUUAUAUAAGUUUGGACAAGGCGAUUUACGGAGGGCCUAAAGUUGAAGACCUUCUGAAAGAAAUUCAUUUCAAGAAAUCAAGCAGUUCUCCUGUCCUGAAAAAGAACAACUUAUCUUUCAGGUG
Molecule: messenger RNA, 12341 nt
Organism: Paramuricea clavata
Lineage: Eukaryota; Metazoa; Cnidaria; Anthozoa; Malacalcyonacea; Plexauridae
Source: the annotation of a GenBank genome assembly